AUGCACCCGCAACUGAUGAUCUUGUUCGCCGGGCCUGCACUCGGAGCCCCUUACCUCAGCCUCAGAGACAAUGACUGUGGCGUGAUCAUUAGCUCUGCUGCGCCUAUCACGGUCACCGUCGUCUCUCCGGUGCAAACAGUCACUGCCAGUACCAACGACGGGAACACUGACCCAGAUAACCAUCAUAUGGCCAUUCCUACGGGUUCUUCCGGAGCUCAACCGGUAUCUUCCAGUGGGGUAUCUGAGACGUCUCAUGGAGCUUCACCCUUCAGCAAUGAUCCCGCCUUGCCUAAAGGAGCACCCACCGUUACCCUUGGCCUUUCCAACUCUUCUCCACCUCUCCCUACCGCCUUCGCUACUCCGUUGGGUAAACAGUCAGGAGUUGAAUCGCAAGCUGCAUCAUUAUUUCCGUCUGCAACAACCAAGCCUCCCAACGUCACCGCCAAUACUGCUAGCCCAGUUUCUGAAGAGUCCGGAGGCCUCGGCCAGAGCUCACCGACCUUGGCAACGACACUGACCAAUGCGGGAGAUAUGGAGAGCUCGCCACUAGCCACAGCGCCAACCACCAUCAUAAAAGGUCUCUCUAGCACUCUGACUCCCGAAAGCGGAAACAGCGCCCCCCUCGAGACUGAGAGUCCUCUGUCAACCAUGACUAGCAACUCUUCAGCAACUGCCCCUUCGCAGACGAGUCAGAACGUGCAAUCUCAGACGCCUGUUCAAGUCUCGUCCUCAACUGGAUCUCAGACAGUUUUGUCUUUCCCAGUUACCAGAAUGUUUCUCGUCUUCAUUUUGUUGGUCGUAGAAGGAUUCUUCAUCUGCUAG
Colletotrichum orchidophilum is the source of this 822-nucleotide messenger RNA. RefSeq lists its product as uncharacterized. NCBI's taxonomy places the organism in Eukaryota, Fungi, Ascomycota, Sordariomycetes, Glomerellales, Glomerellaceae. The coding region runs from base 1 to 822 and encodes 273 amino acids. The record is from RefSeq and is a predicted model, not a curated record. The transcript has a single exon.